UAUCAUUCGGUUCGACCCGAUAGCCAAUGUCGAUGGUUUAAUCGUCACAAAACAAAAUUCUUCUUCUCUUCGCGUACGCCAUCUCUGCAAACCCUAAUCGCAGAUCCCAGCAAAAGGGACUCCCUCUACCUUAGCGAUUUUUCAUGGAUAACGUAUAUAGAAGACGAGGUCAAGGAGGCCUUUUUGAAGGUCUCUACAGAGUCAUAAUGCGACGUAACUCCGUCUACGUUACCUUCGUCAUCGCCGGCGCUUUCCUCGGUGAACGGGCUGUGGAUUAUGGAGUUCAUAGGCUCUGGGAAUACAACAAUGCUGGGAAAAGGUACGAAGAUAUUCCGGUGCUAGGACAGAGGCAAUCAGAGGAAUGAAACCAUCCUGCUGUGUUUUUAAGUCGUUUUGAGAUUUGGGUUUGAGCAUGUGUUAAAUAGCAAUGCUCAUUGCUAAAAUAAAGUGUUACUAUAAUAUUUGUUUGUUCUAAAUCAUGGGUUGGUCAAAUAGUCUUUGGAAAAUUUUGGGUGGCUACAAUAUACGUCUACUGAUCAAUUUCAUGCUGCAUCCUGCAAUUUGUGAUUGUUGCAACUUUAUUAAUUUCA
Molecule: messenger RNA, 590 nt
Organism: Hibiscus syriacus
Lineage: Eukaryota; Viridiplantae; Streptophyta; Magnoliopsida; Malvales; Malvaceae
Product: cytochrome b-c1 complex subunit 9-like
Exons: 3
Coding region: 144-365 (73 amino acids)
Biological process (GO): mitochondrial electron transport, ubiquinol to cytochrome c
Source: RefSeq, a predicted model, not a curated record